AUGACCCAAUUCUACUCCGACGCCGCCAACGGAUCUCUGCCGGAGUUAUCCUAUCUGAACCCGUCCUGGUGCGGCGUCGGAACCACCAUGCACGACAGCGGUCUAAUUUCAGACAGCGAGGCUUUCAUCAAAAAGGAGUUCGACAGCUUGGGUGGUUAUAUUCCCACGCUGCUUAUCUCUCCCGGGGUCAGCCAGGGCUUGAUUGAGCAGAAGGGUGCCAACCACCAGGGCAAGACUGUGUCUUACUUGGCUAGCUCUCUUCUCCGUACUCUUGGUUGUCUCCGGGAUUUCGAGCCGUCCACUCCCCGUAUUAAUGAUACUGCUUCCUUUGAGCAUCUCAUUCAGAGCACGCCUCACAAGGAUACUCCCUCGACGCUUUUAAGCCCUGUGGCCUUUUCUGAUUAG
Molecule: messenger RNA, 405 nt
Organism: Penicillium argentinense
Lineage: Eukaryota; Fungi; Ascomycota; Eurotiomycetes; Eurotiales; Aspergillaceae
Exons: 2
Coding region: 1-405 (134 amino acids)
Source: RefSeq, a predicted model, not a curated record